AUGCCAACAACUGACGCGAUAAUAGAUGAAUCAUUUGAUAUUUUUGGGGAUGUUACACCUGAAGAAGAACGAUUGUUAGAAGCCCGUCAAGAACAAUUCAGACAACAGCUUGAGACCAAAAUAGCCCAAUUCUCAUCUAAUCCCAUCGAUCGUACCCUUCAACAAAAUCGCUUCAUCUUUACUCAAAGACAACGACAACACCACUUUACUAAACCUGUUCAACGUGCUCAAUUACUUUCUCGAGAGGAAUGUCGCUCGAUUUUAGACAUUUGUUCGAAACAAGAGGUAGGAUGGACGACUGAUCGUCAUUCUGCAUUCGCAACAACCGAUAUCCCAAUCCGUACUGCUCACGAGAGUCCAUUGCGGUCCCUUGAAGCCCUGGUGAAAGAACGUCUCUUCCCAGAGUUAGCAGCGUAUUAUGGCUUUAAAGUCAGUGAUUUAGAGUUUAGAGAUAUCUUUCUAGUCAAAUAUACUGCAACUGGACAAAGAGGUCUUCGAUUACAUCAAGACGGAUGCUUGUUCUCUGUCACAGUUUUGAUUAGUCAUGAGGAUGACUUUGAAGGAGGUGGAACGUACUAUAAAAGUAUCGAUGAUAUUGUUUAUUUAAAACAAGGUGAUUGCGCUUAUCAUGAUGCACAUGUUAUGCAUAGUGGUGUAGAUAUCUCAAAAGGUGAACGUUAUGUUUUAGUCGGUUUUAUAGAUACUUUGGAUACAAUUGAAAAAGAUAAAAUAGCAUUAUUACGUUCAUAA
Messenger RNA from Cokeromyces recurvatus, 750 nucleotides. RefSeq lists its product as uncharacterized. The transcript has a single exon. The record is from RefSeq and is a predicted model, not a curated record. Lineage: Eukaryota; Fungi; Mucoromycota; Mucoromycetes; Mucorales; Mucoraceae. Bases 1 to 750 code for a protein of 249 amino acids.